UUGGUGAAUGUCUCCCCAGUCUUGCGGCAGCGAAAGGGCCCAGGGAAAACUGCGGAUCCUGGCCCCCCCGUGGAGGCAGCCCCCGAACCCGAUUCCCAGAAGGGGGCCUCGUCCCGGGACCCACUGACCUGGUUCGGGAUCCUGGUGCCCCAGAGCCUCCGGCAGGCUCAGAGCAGCUUCAAAGAGGGGAUUCUCCUGGCCGGGGAGAUCGCCAGCCUACAGAGCGACAUCGAGGCCACGCGGGCGCAGUAUCGGGCGCUGCUGGAGAGAAAGCGCCAGCUGCUGGCCAGAGAGGGGUAGCGCAGCCAAGACCCCCCCUCGGCUUUCACCCCCGGCCCCCCAAGCUGGGUGUAUUGUAGCCACCGCCCAGGUCAAUAAACUGGGAUCGCUG
Messenger RNA from Trachemys scripta elegans, 391 nucleotides. It is a transcript of the gene VMA22, whose product is annotated as coiled-coil domain containing 115. Gene Ontology annotation, cellular component: extrinsic component of endoplasmic reticulum membrane. The annotation marks the transcript as partial. The transcript is spliced from 2 exons. Gene Ontology annotation, biological process: vacuolar proton-transporting V-type ATPase complex assembly. NCBI's taxonomy places the organism in Eukaryota, Metazoa, Chordata, Testudines, Emydidae. The record is from RefSeq and is a predicted model, not a curated record.